Molecule: messenger RNA, 7313 nt
Organism: Diabrotica virgifera virgifera (western corn rootworm)
Lineage: Eukaryota; Metazoa; Arthropoda; Insecta; Coleoptera; Chrysomelidae
Gene: RpII215
Product: DNA-directed RNA polymerase II subunit RPB1
Exons: 19
Coding region: 68-5761 (1897 amino acids)
Biological process (GO): transcription by RNA polymerase II
Cellular component (GO): RNA polymerase II, core complex
Molecular function (GO): DNA binding
Source: RefSeq, a predicted model, not a curated record
UGCGUAUUUUUUAGUGACAGAGGAGGAACGGAUUUCGGAGAGUUCGAUUCGUUGUCGAGCCUUCAAAAUGGCUACCAACGAUAGUAAAGCUCCGUUGAGGACAGUUAAAAGAGUGCAAUUUGGAAUACUUAGUCCAGAUGAAAUUAGACGAAUGUCAGUCACAGAAGGGGGCAUCCGCUUCCCAGAAACCAUGGAAGCAGGCCGCCCCAAACUAUGCGGUCUUAUGGACCCCAGACAAGGUGUCAUAGACAGAAGCUCAAGAUGCCAGACAUGUGCCGGAAAUAUGACAGAAUGUCCUGGACAUUUCGGACAUAUCGAGCUGGCAAAACCAGUUUUCCACGUAGGAUUCGUAACAAAAACAAUAAAGAUCUUGAGAUGCGUUUGCUUCUUUUGCAGUAAAUUAUUAGUCAGUCCAAAUAAUCCGAAAAUUAAAGAAGUUGUAAUGAAAUCAAAGGGACAGCCACGUAAAAGAUUAGCUUUCGUUUAUGAUCUGUGUAAAGGUAAAAAUAUUUGUGAAGGUGGAGAUGAAAUGGAUGUGGGUAAAGAAAGCGAAGAUCCCAAUAAAAAAGCAGGCCAUGGUGGUUGUGGUCGAUAUCAACCAAAUAUCAGACGUGCCGGUUUAGAUUUAACAGCAGAAUGGAAACACGUCAAUGAAGACACACAAGAAAAGAAAAUCGCACUAUCUGCCGAACGUGUCUGGGAAAUCCUAAAACAUAUCACAGAUGAAGAAUGUUUCAUUCUUGGUAUGGAUCCCAAAUUUGCUAGACCAGAUUGGAUGAUAGUAACGGUACUUCCUGUUCCUCCCCUAGCAGUACGACCUGCUGUAGUUAUGCACGGAUCUGCAAGGAAUCAGGAUGAUAUCACUCACAAAUUGGCCGACAUUAUCAAGGCGAAUAACGAAUUACAGAAGAACGAGUCUGCAGGUGCAGCCGCUCAUAUAAUCACAGAAAAUAUUAAGAUGUUGCAAUUUCACGUCGCCACUUUAGUUGACAACGAUAUGCCGGGAAUGCCGAGAGCAAUGCAAAAAUCUGGAAAACCCCUAAAAGCUAUCAAAGCUCGGCUGAAAGGUAAAGAAGGAAGGAUUCGAGGUAACCUUAUGGGAAAGCGUGUGGACUUUUCUGCACGUACUGUCAUCACACCAGAUCCCAAUUUACGUAUCGACCAAGUAGGAGUGCCUAGAAGUAUUGCUCAAAACAUGACGUUUCCAGAAAUCGUCACACCUUUCAAUUUUGACAAAAUGUUGGAAUUGGUACAGAGAGGUAAUUCUCAGUAUCCAGGAGCUAAGUAUAUCAUCAGAGACAAUGGAGAGAGGAUUGAUUUACGUUUCCACCCAAAACCGUCAGAUUUACAUUUGCAGUGUGGUUAUAAGGUAGAAAGACACAUCAGAGACGGCGAUCUAGUAAUCUUCAACCGUCAACCAACCCUCCACAAGAUGAGUAUGAUGGGCCACAGAGUCAAAGUCUUACCCUGGUCGACGUUCCGUAUGAAUCUCUCGUGCACCUCUCCCUACAACGCCGAUUUUGACGGCGACGAAAUGAACCUCCAUGUGCCCCAAAGUAUGGAAACUCGAGCUGAAGUCGAAAACCUCCACAUCACUCCCAGGCAAAUCAUUACUCCGCAAGCUAACCAACCCGUAAUGGGUAUUGUACAAGAUACGUUGACAGCUGUUAGGAAGAUGACAAAAAGGGAUGUAUUCAUCGAGAAGGAACAAAUGAUGAAUAUAUUGAUGUUCUUGCCAAUUUGGGAUGGUAAAAUGCCCCGUCCAGCCAUCCUCAAACCCAAACCGUUGUGGACAGGAAAACAGAUAUUUUCCCUGAUCAUUCCUGGUAAUGUAAAUAUGAUACGUACCCAUUCUACGCAUCCAGACGACGAGGACGACGGUCCCUAUAAAUGGAUAUCGCCAGGAGAUACGAAAGUUAUGGUAGAACAUGGAGAAUUGGUCAUGGGUAUAUUGUGUAAGAAGAGUCUUGGAACAUCAGCAGGUUCCCUGCUGCAUAUUUGUAUGUUGGAAUUAGGACACGAAGUGUGUGGUAGAUUUUAUGGUAACAUUCAAACUGUAAUCAACAACUGGUUGUUGUUAGAAGGUCACAGCAUCGGUAUUGGAGACACCAUUGCCGAUCCUCAGACUUACACAGAAAUUCAGAGAGCCAUCAGGAAAGCCAAAGAAGAUGUAAUAGAAGUCAUCCAGAAAGCCCACAACAUGGAACUGGAACCGACUCCCGGUAAUACGUUGCGUCAGACUUUCGAAAAUCAAGUAAACAGAAUUCUAAACGACGCUCGUGACAAAACUGGUGGUUCCGCUAAGAAAUCUUUGACUGAAUACAAUAACCUAAAGGCUAUGGUCGUAUCGGGAUCCAAGGGAUCCAACAUUAAUAUUUCCCAGGUUAUUGCUUGCGUGGGUCAACAGAACGUAGAAGGUAAACGUAUUCCAUUUGGCUUCAGAAAACGCACGUUGCCGCACUUCAUCAAGGACGAUUACGGUCCUGAAUCCAGAGGUUUCGUAGAAAAUUCGUAUCUUGCCGGUCUCACUCCUUCGGAGUUCUAUUUCCACGCUAUGGGAGGUCGUGAAGGUCUUAUCGAUACUGCUGUAAAAACUGCCGAAACUGGUUACAUCCAGCGUCGUCUGAUCAAGGCUAUGGAGAGUGUAAUGGUACACUACGACGGCACCGUAAGAAAUUCUGUAGGACAACUUAUCCAGUUGAGAUACGGCGAGGACGGACUCUGUGGAGAGAUGGUAGAAUUUCAAUAUUUAGCAACGGUCAAAUUAAGUAACAAAGCGUUCGAGAGAAAAUUCAGAUUUGAUCCGAGUAAUGAAAGGUAUUUGAGAAGAGUUUUCAAUGAAGAAGUUAUCAAGCAACUGAUGGGUUCAGGGGAAGUCAUUUCCGAACUUGAGAGAGAAUGGGAACAACUCCAGAAAGACAGAGAAGCCUUAAGACAAAUCUUCCCUAGCGGAGAAUCCAAAGUAGUACUCCCCUGUAAUUUACAACGUAUGAUCUGGAACGUACAAAAAAUUUUCCACAUAAACAAACGAGCCCCGACAGACCUGUCCCCGUUAAGAGUUAUCCAAGGCGUUCGAGAAUUACUCAGGAAAUGUGUCAUCGUAGCUGGCGAGGAUCGUCUGUCCAAACAAGCCAACGAAAACGCAACGUUACUCUUCCAGUGUCUAGUCAGAUCGACCCUCUGCACCAAAUGCGUUUCUGAAGAAUUCAGGCUCAGCACCGAAGCCUUCGAGUGGUUGAUAGGAGAAAUCGAGACGAGGUUCCAACAAGCCCAAGCCAAUCCUGGAGAAAUGGUGGGCGCUCUGGCCGCGCAGUCACUGGGAGAACCCGCUACUCAGAUGACACUGAACACUUUCCAUUUUGCUGGUGUAUCCUCAAAGAACGUAACCCUGGGUGUACCUAGAUUAAAGGAAAUUAUUAAUAUUUCCAAGAAACCCAAGGCUCCAUCUCUAACCGUGUUUUUAACUGGUGCGGCUGCUAGAGAUGCGGAAAAAGCGAAGAAUGUGUUAUGCAGACUUGAACACACCACUCUUCGUAAAGUAACCGCCAACACCGCCAUCUAUUACGAUCCUGACCCACAAAAUACCGUCAUUCCUGAGGAUCAGGAGUUCGUUAACGUCUACUAUGAAAUGCCCGAUUUCGAUCCUACCCGUAUAUCGCCGUGGUUGCUUCGUAUCGAACUGGACAGAAAGAGAAUGACAGAUAAGAAACUAACUAUGGAACAAAUUGCUGAAAAGAUCAACGCUGGGUUCGGGGACGAUUUGAAUUGUAUUUUCAACGACGACAAUGCUGAAAAGUUGGUGUUGCGUAUCAGAAUCAUGAACAGCGACGAUGGAAAAUUCGGAGAAGGUGCUGAUGAGGACGUAGACAAAAUGGAUGACGACAUGUUUUUGAGAUGCAUUGAAGCGAACAUGCUCAGUGAUAUGACCUUGCAAGGUAUAGAAGCGAUUUCCAAGGUAUACAUGCACUUGCCACAGACUGACUCGAAAAAAAGGAUCGUCAUCACCGAAACAGGCGAAUUCAAGGCCAUCGCAGAAUGGCUAUUGGAAACUGACGGUACCAGCAUGAUGAAAGUACUGUCAGAAAGAGACGUCGAUCCGGUCAGAACGUUUUCUAACGACAUUUGUGAAAUAUUUUCGGUACUUGGUAUCGAGGCUGUGCGUAAGUCUGUAGAGAAGGAAAUGAACGCUGUCCUUUCGUUCUACGGUCUGUAUGUAAACUAUCGCCAUCUUGCCUUGCUUUGUGACGUAAUGACAGCCAAAGGUCACUUGAUGGCCAUCACCCGUCACGGUAUCAACAGACAAGACACUGGAGCUCUGAUGAGAUGUUCCUUCGAGGAAACUGUAGACGUAUUGAUGGACGCUGCCAGUCAUGCGGAGGUCGACCCAAUGAGAGGAGUAUCUGAAAACAUUAUCCUUGGUCAACUACCAAGAAUGGGCACAGGCUGCUUCGAUCUUUUGCUGGACGCCGAAAAAUGUAAAAUGGGAAUUGCCAUACCUCAAGCGCACAGCAGCGAUCUAAUGGCUUCAGGAAUGUUCUUUGGAUUAGCUGCUACACCCAGCAGUAUGAGUCCAGGUGGUGCUAUGACCCCAUGGAAUCAAGCAGCUACACCAUACGUUGGCAGUAUCUGGUCUCCACAGAAUUUAAUGGGCAGUGGAAUGACACCAGGUGGUGCCGCUUUCUCCCCAUCAGCUGCGUCAGAUGCAUCAGGAAUGUCACCAGCUUAUGGCGGUUGGUCACCGACACCACAAUCUCCUGCAAUGUCGCCAUAUAUGGCUUCUCCACACGGCCAAUCGCCUUCCUACAGUCCAUCAAGUCCAGCGUUCCAACCUACUUCACCAUCCAUGACGCCGACCUCUCCUGGAUAUUCUCCCAGUUCUCCUGGUUAUUCACCUACCAGUCUCAAUUACAGUCCAACGAGUCCUAGUUAUUCACCCACUUCUCAGAGCUACUCCCCAACCUCACCUAGUUACUCACCGACUUCUCCAAAUUAUUCACCUACUUCCCCAAGCUACAGUCCAACAUCCCCUAACUAUUCACCAACAUCUCCCAACUAUUCACCCACUUCACCUAGUUAUCCUUCAACUUCGCCAGGUUACAGCCCCACUUCCCGCAGCUACUCGCCCACAUCUCCAAGUUACUCAGGAACUUCGCCCUCUUAUUCACCAACUUCGCCAAGUUACUCCCCUACUUCUCCUAGUUAUUCGCCGUCGUCUCCUAAUUACUCUCCCACUUCUCCAAAUUACAGUCCCACUUCUCCUAAUUACUCACCGUCCUCUCCUAGGUACACGCCCGGCUCUCCUAGUUUUUCCCCAAGUUCGAACAGUUACUCUCCCACAUCUCCUCAAUAUUCUCCAACAUCUCCAAGUUAUUCGCCUUCUUCGCCCAAAUAUUCACCAACUUCCCCCAAUUAUUCGCCAACAUCUCCAUCAUUUUCUGGAGGAAGUCCACAAUAUUCACCCACAUCACCGAAAUACUCUCCAACCUCGCCCAAUUACACUCUGUCGAGUCCGCAGCACACUCCAACAGGUAGCAGUCGAUAUUCACCGUCAACUUCGAGUUAUUCUCCUAAUUCGCCCAAUUAUUCACCGACGUCUCCACAAUACUCCAUCCACAGUACAAAAUAUUCCCCUGCAAGUCCUACAUUCACACCCACCAGUCCUAGUUUCUCUCCCGCUUCACCCGCAUAUUCGCCUCAACCUAUGUAUUCACCUUCUUCUCCUAAUUAUUCUCCCACUAGUCCCAGUCAAGACACUGACUAAAUAUAAUCAUAAGAUUGUAGUGGUUAGUUGUAUUUUAUACAUAGAUUUUAAUUCAGAAUUUAAUAUUAUUUUUUACUAUUUACCAGGGACAUUUUUAAAGUUGUAAAAACACUUACAUUUGUUCCAACGGAUUUUUGCACAAACGUAACGAAGUUAAAUCAAAACAUUACAACUGAAACAUACGUCGGUAUGUACUGUCAAUGUGAUCAUUAGGAAAUGGCUAUUAUCCCGGAGGACGUAUUUUAUAAAGUUAUUUUAUUGAAGUGUUUGAUCUUUUUUCACUAUUGAGGAGAUUUAUGGACUCAACAUUAAACAGCUUGAACAUCAUACCGACUACUACUAAUAUAAAGAUAAAUAUAGAACGGUAAGAAAUAGAUUAAAAAAAACAAUAAGUUAAACAGUAAUCUUAAAAAUAAACACAUAAGUUUCCGUUCCGACAGAACUAUAGCCAGAUUCUUGUAGUAUAAUGAAAAUUUGUAGGUUAAAAAUAUUACUUGUCACAUUAGCUUAAAAAUAAAUAAUUACCGGAAGUAAUCAAAUAAGAGAGCAACAGUUAGUCGUUCUAACAAUUAGGUUUGAAAAUAAAAAUUAUAAUGAAAUAUACAAAGACUAAAAGUUUAAAUAAUAUGAAAACCAUUUUUAACCCUCCGUUAGUCGCUAUCGGUGUCACACACCGACGACAGAAUUAUUCAUUCGGGAUUUACAAAAUAACUGUUUUUUUUUCUAUCGCCACUUUCUGUACCUCUUCCUAUCAACUAACCUCGUGUUAGGUUAGUAUACAUUCUUACCUACUUGGGUACAGUUGUGCGAGUUUUAUAGCUAUUUUCGGUGCAAGACUCCGUAGCGACUAACGGUGUGGUUAUUACUUUAUUGGCAUAACUUGCAGUUCAGGUAAAGAUUUAGCAUCUUAUUGUUGCAUUUUAUCGGUAAGUUUUGGUCAAAUCUUAUUUAUAGAUGUCCUUUGAAGCCGAACAAAAACGUUUGUUGGAAUUAUGGGAAAUAGCGAAUAAUUUUAUAUUACAAAUAACAAUCCUAUACACAAUAUAAAACAUUUGUAUGAAUUUUUUAGCAAUAACUAUUUUUUUAAGUUGUCGGUCUCUGACACUGUAGCGACUCUUGAUGUUUAUCCUAGCGACUAACGGAGGGUUAAACACAUCAAAUGCGCCAAGUCAGUGAAAAUGAUGAACGUCAAAAUUCUUAGCAAAGACAUGACGUAUCGCUUAUCUUUGUUUAACGUACUGUUUCUAUGGACAAGUGGCUUAAUUUUGCGAUACUAGUUUCUGUAAUUAAAAACGGAUAAAAAGUAAUUCGUGAAUAAAUUUAAUGCAUGUGCAAUGAUCCGUUGGAACCGAUGUACUUAUUGUAGAUGAUCCUAGUUGUAUCUUUUAUAUUGCAAGGAGUGGAAAAAUAAAAAAAACCUGUAGAGGAUUUUUGAUCGACUGCAAACUGUGGGGCAUUUUGAAUGCUACAGAUAUAAAAAAAUAAUGUAUAGUUUAUUAAUAUUUUUAUUAUGUAAAUGUUCGUUAUUUAUAAAUAAAUAUGGAAAAACCAA